Molecule: messenger RNA, 1863 nt
Organism: Parasteatoda tepidariorum (common house spider)
Lineage: Eukaryota; Metazoa; Arthropoda; Arachnida; Araneae; Theridiidae
Product: choline/ethanolamine transporter FLVCR2
Biological process (GO): transmembrane transport; heme export
Cellular component (GO): membrane
Molecular function (GO): heme transmembrane transporter activity; heme binding
Source: RefSeq, a predicted model, not a curated record
CACUAAAACUUAAAAGCAUAUUAAUUUUAUUUGAAGAAGAUAAAUAUAGCUUAAAUAUUGUUCGAUAUUUUGUUACUGUGCCUUCUCGUGAUUUUUGUCUAAGAUGUUAUAGAAAGAAAAGAACAAAAAAAAAAUAAGUAACGCACAAUCAUAUAUUGCUGAAAAUGAAGUCUGCUAUUACUCGAAAGGUGUUAAAUAAAACAGAAAUUAUAAAGAUACUUUAGUCACAGUUAUCCGAAGUAAGAAAGACUACAGUUUUUUCAAUCAAAAUGCCUGAAAGGAAAAAUUCCUAUGACUUGCCGAUCUCAACAACGACCCUUGCUAAUGGAACAAAUCCUCAUUCAAAACAAGAAGAGCCUGUAAUAAAAGUUUACAGAAGACGUUACUGGAUGCUUUUUGUUUUCAGUUUUCUUUCAGUGCUGUGUGGAAUGAUAUUUCCUCAAUAUGUCUCCAUUGCAGAUGUGAACAUAUGUUACUAUGACAUAUCAACAAGCACACUGAAUUGGACUGCUAAUAUUUUCUUUCUCGGUUACGUGAUUCUUGUAUUUCCCGCCUCGUACUGCAUGAAUUAUGUAGGUCUGAGAUGGACGGUGAUAGCUGGAGCGUUGAGCAAUACUGCAGCUUGUGUUUUACAGUUCACGGGACUAUCACCUGAAAAUUUUGCUUACAUUUUAGUCAGUACAAUAUUUGGAUCCAUGUCUAAUCUCUUAGUGUUAGCUGUUCCUCCAUUCUUGGCAGCGACAUGGUUCCCAACAAAUGAGCUUUCCAGAGCGUGUGCUGCUGGAGUAUUUGGGAAUCAGUUGGGUGUUGCUGCCGGCUAUCUAUUUUCUCCCUUGAUGAUUUCUAACAAUUGUUCUGAUAAAGCUUUGAUACAACAAGAAAAAACUACAGUCACCACUAUUCUUACAUCCGUCAAUGUUUUUUGGCUUUUUCUAGUUGUCUUCACAUUCCAGGACUCACCUAAAUAUCCACCAAAUCUGCAUCAGGUAAAAAAACAAGUAACACACUCCCACCUCAAGACAGUGAUUGGAAUGUUCAAAAGUCUGAACUUCAUUAUGCUCUUUGUGAUGUAUGGACUAAUGGUUGGAACCUAUUUUGCUAUCACUACUGUAUUAAAUAAUUUAGUUCUACGAUAUUUUCCUCAUCGAGAACUUGAAAUUGGUUGGAUGGGGACACUUUUUAUUGUCGCAGGACUCAUAGGGUCAAUGAUUGCCGGAACUAUUCUUGAUUAUACCCAUAAAUUUAAAGAAACAGCAUUAUGCAUUUGCGUCGCUAGCUUGAUUACGUUGAUUAUUUUUUGUUCUCUACUGGUCGUCAAAAAACUGUGGGUGACGUUUCUUACUAUCAUAAUAUGUGGAUUUUUCCUGACAAGUUUUCUACCAGUUGGUUUAGAAUAUGGAAUCGAAUUAACAUUUCCAGAAUCCGAAGUAAUCAGUGCAUCAUUACUUAACUCAGCUACAAUGCUGUUUGGAUUUAUAUUGACAGAAAUUACAUCAAGUCUACUGGAGAACUUCGGCCAACUGUAUUCAAAUAUUGCUUUGGCUAUUUAUUUGCUUAUCAGCAUCAUACUUACAGUGUUCCUCACAUCAGAAUAUAAAAGGAGUAAAAACCAUACAAAAGAGGAAACUCGUCAACCUCAUAUUUCAGAAGAAAAUGUUGAAAAAACAGUUUUCUGAAUUUUAAAAAUAUUAGUUUUUUAAUUUUGCUAGCUCCGCGCUCCACUCCAAGCAACUAAACUCAUCAUCGCAACUCAUCAAGUGAUUGAUUCGGUUCUUCGAUGUUUGACUAACUCAGCGUUUCACCCCAAACAUUAUGUAACUUGGAACUCAUCAAUUGAUUAAAUAGAUUAUUUUCUUUGUCUGA